UCAGGGACGCCGGGAGCGGACCUGUCAGACGGAAUCCGCCCUCCGCUGGAGCUCGCGGACCACCUCCUCAGUCGGCAAAGAGUCCAUCGGCACUCGGUCCUCCGCGGCACGAGCGCCUCGAGCUUGGCCCUCUGGUACUUCGUUGUAGACUCGUCUCUCCCCCUGCCUUGCUCACGCUCCUAGAAGCGACUGCCUAUCGGUCUUCCCCCAAGAGUAGGUUGGCGAGGAGCUUCAGGUUUGGUCUCGGCGGGUCGAGCGUGCAAUUGCGAUGGAGUGGAGGGCCGUCGUCCUGCUGUUCGUCGCGGCUGCCGUGCUGGCGCUGGCGGACGCGCAGAAGAAGUGCUCGGAAAUCGAUGGAAACUGCGUGGCGGAUGGCGACUGUCCGAAGACGCUUGAAACGGAUGGGGCUUGCAAAGGAAAACUCGUCUGCUGUAAAAAAGGCAGGAAGGUCGUGAAACAAGAAGUCAAAGGAAAACCGGUAAUACAAGAAAGGCAAGAUAAUGCAAACUGUGACCGGAGACCUCGAUGUGAGAGAAACAAUGGCACCUGCGUCGAGCGGUCGUGCACAUCGGCUGAAACUGCUCUCGCUGGAGGCUGUCGUGGAAACGACUGCACCUGCUGUGUCAGAGGAUGCAUUCCACGCUCACGUUGCAACAGGAGGGGGGGUACGUGCGUAAAACGACAGUGCGACUCGAAUGAAAAGUUGAUCAAGAAUGCGUGCAAGGGCAAGGACACAGACUGCAAUUGCUGCGCGCCACAGAAAAAUUGCAAGACGUUUAAAAAAUGUUCCCGCUUAAAUGGGCAAUGCGUCCCUAACGGCGAGUGCAAGGAACCGGAGCAAUUCCAGGGCGGCUGUUCAAAAGGAUGCGUGUGUUGCGGCACGGACUGCCCUGCCCGACGUAGGUGUAAAGACAGAGGAGGUGUCUGUGGCAAGGAUGAUUGCGGUGCCGGCCAGAGGGAAAUUCCUGGAGGUUGCAAAAACAAAGUCUGCAAAUGUUGCACUAGCGGCUGCACGACUACCAACAGAUGUAAGAAAUGGGGUGGAACUUGCACGCAGCCGGGAGAGUGCAAGUUCGACAACGUGGAUGGAAAGGGUUGCAAGAAGAAGCAAGGGUGUGUUUGUUGCACGGAAGGAUGCAGACCCAAAGCGAGGUGCGAGAAGCGAGGCGGGGAGUGCAUCGAGGGCAAGUGUGGCAGCAACAUGAAGGAGAUAAAGCAGGGCUGCGGGAAGUCCACCUGUUCCUGCUGCGCUCCUGUAGGAGGGGGGUGCAAGGAGUCAACCAAAUGCGCGAACAGAGGAGGCACGUGCGUCACGGCGUCCGAGUGCGACGACAAGGGCGCCAAGAGGAGAGGCUGCGGCAAAGGGUGUGUGUGCUGUAAUGAAGAUAAUUCCGGUGGCGUCACCUGCAAGAAGUCAACCAAAUGCGAGAACAAAGGAGGCACCUGCGCCAAGAAAGCCGACUGCGAUGACCAAGGCGCCAAGAGGACGGGCUGCGGCAAAGGGUGUGUGUGCUGCAAUGCAGAUGAUGGUUCCAAUAAUGUAAACUGCGAAACUGUUGACAAGUGCUCGAAGAAAGGAGGGACAUGCGUCAAGGCUGCCAACUGCAACGUUGCAAAUGCUAAGAGGACAGGUUGCGCCAAAGGAUGUCUGUGUUGCAUCGAAGAUGAUGGUUCCAAUAAUGUAAACUGCGAAACUGUUGACAAGUGCUCGAAGAAAGGAGGGACAUGCGUCAAGGCUGCCAACUGCAACGUUGCAAAUGCUAAGAGGACAGGUUGCGCCAAAGGAUGUCUGUGUUGCAUCGAAGACACAGGCACAAGUUGCACGCCGAACAGCAACUGCCCGGGAGAAUGCAAGAAAAAUUGUUUAGCAAGUGAAUUUGAAGUUGGAAACGCCUGCAGUGCUGAUUGCAAAUGUUGCGUCCCUUUCCCCACGACUUGCAAUGCGUCGCCGAACACCUGCAAGGGAAAGUGCACCGACGCGAGAGAUUGCAAAGAUGUCGACCUUCUUCCCAACUCCUCCUGUGAUGACAUCGGCUGCUCGUGCUGCCUGGACUGCACUAGAGAGGUCAACUGCACAGCUCAGAGAGGUGUCUGUCGCCAGAAUUGCUUAAAUGCAGAAUCGGAACUUCCCAACGGAUGCACGGGCUUCAACUGCAAAUGUUGUGUUCCUCCCAAUGUAAAUUGCCCGGACACACCUGCCACUUGCAGAGGAAAGUGUGUGGACGACCGAGAGUGUGGUGUAAAUGAUCGUAUUGUGAAUUCCGCUUGUACCGGAGAAUUUUGUACAUGUUGCAUAGACUGUACUGAGCUAACCAACUGUACCGCAGAAAGAGGAGUCUGUCGCCAAACUUGCUUGACAGGAGAAUCAGAAGUUGAGAAUGGAUGUUCAGGCUUCAACUGCAAGUGUUGUAGACCUGCUGAUGAAACGUGCCCGGCCACACCCGCCACCUGCAGGGGAAUGUGUAAGGACGAUAGACGGUGUGCUGUAGCUGACCGUAUUGCCAAUUCAACAUGCACCGGAGAAUAUUGCACGUGCUGCAUAAACUGUACUAUACAAGCAAACUGUACCGCGGAAAGAGGAGUCUGUCGCCAAACUUGCUUGACAGGAGAAUCAGAAGUUGAGAAUGGAUGUACAGGCUUCAACUGCAAGUGUUGUAGACCUGCCGAUGAAACGUGCCCGGCCACACCCGCCACCUGCAGGGGAAUGUGUAAGGACGAUAGACGGUGUGCUGCAGCUGACCGUAUUGCCAAUUCAACUUGCACCGGAGAAUUCUGCACGUGCUGCAUAAAUUGUACUGAGCUAACCAACUGUACCGCGGAAAGAGGAGUCUGUCGCCAAACUUGCUUGACAGGAGAAUCAGAAGUUGAGAAUGGAUGUUCAGGCUUCAACUGCAAGUGUUGUAGACCUGCUGAUGAAACGUGCCCGGCCACACCCGCCACCUGCAGGGGAAUGUGUAAGGACAGUAGACGGUGUGCUGCAGCUGAUCGUAUUGCCAAUUCAACAUGCACCGGAGAAUUUUGCACGUGUUGCAUAAACUGUACUAUACAAGCAAACUGUACCGCGGAAAGAGGAGUCUGUCGUCAAACUUGCUUGACAGGAGAAUCAGAAGUUGAGAAUGGAUGUACAGGCUUCAACUGCAAGUGUUGUAGACCUGCCGAUGAAACGUGCCCGGCCACACCCGCCACCUGCAGGGGAAUGUGUAAGGACGAUAGACGGUGUGCUGUAGCUGACCGUAUUGCCAAUUCAACUUGCACCGGAGAAUUUUGCACGUGCUGCAUAAACUGUAAUGAGCUAACCAACUGUACCGCGGAAAGAGGAGUCUGUCGCCAAACUUGCUUGACAGGAGAAUCAGAAGUUUUGAAUGGAUGUACAGGCUUCAACUGCAAGUGUUGUAGACCUGCUGAUGAAACGUGCCCGGCCACACCCGCCACCUGCAGGGGAAUGUGUAAGGACAGUAGACGGUGUGCUGCAGCUGACCGUAUUGCCAAUUCAACUUGCACCGGAGACUUUUGCAUGUGCUGCAUAGAUUGCACUCCGCUCAACAAUUGCACUGCCCAAAGGGGCGUUUGCAAACAGACUUGCGCACAAGGCGAAACGGAAAUUAACAACGGAUGUUCAGGCUUCGGUUGCAAAUGUUGCUCUCCUCCUCCUGCAACAUGCCCUGCCACGUCCACAUGCCAGGCACAGUGUGUGGAUUCCAGGCAGUGUGAAGCAGCUAACCUCAUAGCUGGUUCAACAUGCACUGGUGAAAACUGUGUUUGUUGCUUGGGGGGCGUUUGCAAACAGACUUGCGCACAAGGUGAAACGGAAAUUGACAACGGAUGUUCAGGCACCGGUUGCAAAUGUUGUUCUCCUCCUCCUGCAACUUGCCCUGCCACAUCAACAUGCCAGGGAAAGUGUGUGGAUGCCAGGCAGUGUGAUGACGUUCUAACAGGUUCAACCUGUAAUGGAGCAAAUUGUGUCUGUUGCCGAGAAUGCACUGCACAGCCCAAUUGCACUGCUCAGAGGGGCGUUUGCAAACAGACUUGCGCACAAGGCGAAACGGAAAUUAACAACGGAUGUUCAGGCACCGGUUGCAAAUGUUGCUCUCCUCCUCCUGCUACCUGCCCUGCCACAUCCACAUGCCAGGGAAAGUGUGUGGAUUCCAGGCAGUGUGAUGACGUUCUAACAGGUUCAACCUGUAAUGGAGCAAAUUGUGUCUGUUGCCGCGAAUGCACUGCACAGCCCAAUUGCACUGCUCAAAGGGGAGUUUGCAAGCAAACUUGCGCACAAGGCGAAACGGAAAUUGACAACGGAUGUUCAGGCACCGGUUGCAAAUGUUGCUCUCCUCCUCCUGCUACCUGCCCUGCCACAUCCACAUGCCAGGGAAAGUGUGUGGAUUCCAGGCAGUGUGAUGACGUUCUAACAGGUUCAACCUGUAAUGGAGCAAAUUGUGUCUGUUGCCGCGAAUGCACUGCACAGCCCAAUUGCACUGCUCAGAGGGGCGUUUGCAAGCAAACUUGCGCACAAGGCGAAACGGAAAUUAACAACGGAUGUUCAGGCACCGGUUGCAAAUGUUGUUCUCCUCCUCCUGCUACCUGCCCUGCCACAUCCACAUGCCAGGGAAAGUGUGUGGAUUCCAGGCAGUGUGAUGACGUUCUAACAGGUUCAACCUGUAAUGGAGCAAAUUGUGUCUGUUGCCGCGGUGAGUCGCACACACAGCCCAAAUAUAUAGCACCAACGGAUGUUCAGCCUUCGGUUGCAAAUGUUGAUAUCCUCCUCCAACAUGCAUUGCUACAUCCACAUGCCAGGGACAGUGUGAUAAAGUUAUACCAAGUUCAAUCUUUAAUGGAGCAAAUUAUGCAUAUGCCACAGCUGCGUGACUUGACUAAUGGUUACCCACCGUCACACUUUUGCAAGCAAACUUGCGCACAAGGCGAAACGGAAAUUGACAACGGAUGUUCAGGCACCGGUUGCAAAUGUUGCUCUCCUCCUCCUGCUACCUGCCCUGCCACAUCCACAUGCCAGGGAAAGUGUGUGGAUUCCAGGCAGUGUGAUGACGUUCUAACAGGUUCAACCUGUAAUGGACCAAAUUGUGUCUGUUGCCGCGAUUGCACUGCUCAAAGGGGAGUUUGCAAGCAAACUUGCGCACAAGGCGAAACGGAAAUUGACAACGGAUGUUCAGGCACCGGUUGCAAAUGUUGCUCUCCUCCUCCUGCUACCUGCCCUGCCACAUCCACAUGCCAGGGAAAGUGUGUGGAUUCCAGGCAGUGUGAUGACGUUCUAACAGGUUCAACCUGUAAUGGAGCAAAUUGUGUCUGUUGCCGCGAAUGCACUGCACAGCCCAAUUGCACUGCUCAAAGGGGAGUUUGCAAGCAAACUUGCGCACAAGGCGAAACGGAAAUUAACAACGGAUGUUCAGGCACCGGUUGCAAAUGUUGCUCUCCUCCUCCUGCUACCUGCCCUGCCACAUCCACAUGCCAGGGAAAGUGUGUGGAUUCCAGGCAGUGUGAUGACGUUCUAACAGGUUCAACCUGUAAUGGAGCAAAUUGUGUCUGUUGCCGCGGUGAGUUGUACACACAGCCCAAAUAUAUAGCACAUUUGGACAUUGUGAUAAAGUUAUACCAAGUUCAACCUUUAAUGGAGCAGAUUGUGUCUGUUGCCUGUUUGAGUCACACAGCCGUAUAUAUGACAUACCCACGACACUCUCAAACAUUAGUAUCACUCAUAAGUCCUCUCUUUAAAGCUGCGUUGAAAUCUGCUCGAAAUGGUCGUUUGCAGGAAUUGACAGAGUUGUGUCCAAAGAUUCCGAUAUUCCAAGAUGCAUAUGCCACAGCUGCUUGCACUGCUCAAAGGGGAGUUUGCAAGCAAACUUGCGCACAAGGCGAAACGGAAAUUGACAACGGAUGUUCAGGCACCGGUUGCAAAUGUUGCUCUCCUCCUCCUGCUACCUGCCCUGCCACAUCCACAUCAGGAAAGUGUGUGGAUUCCAGGCAGUGUGAUGACGUUCUAACAGGUUCAACCUGUAAUGGAGCAAAUUGUGUCUGUUGCCGCGAUUGUGAAAUCCAGACGAAUUGCUCCGACAGAGGAGGCUCUUGCAAGCAGAGCUGUAAUGCCAACGAAACUGUAAUACCUAAUGGCUGCACGGGAACAAACUGCAUGUGUUGCAUGCCCAAUGACAACUUGGCUGUCUGCACAGCUAACGAGGCAAACUGCCAGGGUACUUGUAUGGACGCCUUGAACUGCGAUCAAGUGAUACCGGGCGGGACUUGCAAUGGGACGAACUGCCAGUGCUGUCGUGAUUGCAAUCCUCUUCAAGUCUGCCAAGAUCUGAACGGUGAAUGUAUGCAUAUACCUACGGGUGAAUGUCCAAAUGGCUUAAUCAAGAUUCCGAAUGGGUGCUCCGGCUUCGAAUGCACAUGCUGCGUCACAACGUCUGGGUUGCUGAGCUGUCCGGCAUCACCAUCUUGUCCUGGGAGAUGCAGAGACGCGCGUGUGUGUCCGGUGGUGAUAACGGGUACAGCCUGUAACACGGACGGGUGCUCAUGCUGCCUCGAAUGCACCGACAAUUCCUGCACGCAAAACAACGGUGUCUGUCGCCAGAGAGGAACCUGUCUGGAUGAUGAAACCAUGCUAACCGGCAACGAAUGCACUGGGAAUAGAUGCGCCUGUUGCCAGCAGCUGAAGAAAGACACCAGAAUCCCCCGGCCAUAUCGAAACAGAAUCACACGCAUAAUACCAAUAUCAACCGCAACAGUUGAACGGUCAUUUUCUAUGCUCCGACGUGUGAAAAAUUACUUGCGUUCAACCAUGACACAGCAAAGAUUGAACAAUGUAAUGCUUCUACAAGACCACAAAGAAAUAACAGACUCACUUGACCUAACAACUAUUGCAAGGCAGUUUGCGUCCAUAGUAAUUUCAUCAGAAAAAAAUGAUGACUUCUACACCACAGUAACAAUAGUUACACUUGCAAGUGAGAUGUACGUUCGUGGCACUCAGUACAUGUAUUAA
Penaeus monodon (black tiger shrimp) is the source of this 6991-nucleotide messenger RNA. RefSeq names its product balbiani ring protein 3-like. The record is from RefSeq and is a predicted model, not a curated record. Gene Ontology annotation, molecular function: protein dimerization activity. Lineage: Eukaryota; Metazoa; Arthropoda; Malacostraca; Decapoda; Penaeidae.